CUUCCCUUCCCUUGCCGCACGCCACCCCCACCAUCCUCUACUUAUACGCGCGCCCCCGUCGAUCUAUCCCGUCCCUCACUUUCCUCUCGAUUUCGAUCGGAGCUUGCUGCUGCAGAUUAGGCCAUGGCGUCCAAGCGGAUCCUCAAGGAGCUCAAGGACCUGCAGCGGGAUCCACCCACCUCCUGCAGCGCAGGCCCUGUGGCAGAAGAUAUGUUUCACUGGCAAGCUACGAUCAUGGGUCCAACAGAAAGCCCAUAUGCCGGUGGUGUCUUUUUGGUUACCAUCCACUUUCCUCCAGACUACCCGUUCAAGCCACCCAAGGUUGCAUUUAAGACAAAGGUUUUCCACCCAAAUAUCAAUAGUAAUGGGAGCAUAUGUCUUGAUAUCUUGAAGGAGCAAUGGAGCCCUGCAUUGACAGUUUCCAAGGUACUCCUUUCAAUCUGUUCUCUGCUAACGGACCCAAACCCUGACGACCCGUUGGUUCCUGAGAUCGCGCACAUGUACAAGAGCGACCGUGUGAAAUAUGAGUCCACCGCGAGGAGCUGGACCCAAAAGUAUGCGAUGGGAUGAAGCUGCAGGUCUGUAGGUGGAAGAUGCUGUAGCCAUCUUCGCUGCAUCUCGUGUAUCUUUGUUCCUGUUCUACUAUGUGGGGUGUAUUAUAUGGGAUGUACUGCCCACCUGACUGAAUUCCAAUGCCAUAUUGCCAAACCAUGGCAGAAGGCCUAUAUGGGUGCACCCAUACAACAAAAUUAAUGAAAGAAACUGGAACCGAAACUCCAGUUGUUCCGCUGCUUGA
Lolium rigidum is the source of this 796-nucleotide messenger RNA. Its product is annotated as ubiquitin-conjugating enzyme E2 10. The record is from RefSeq and is a predicted model, not a curated record. The coding region runs from base 124 to 570 and encodes 148 amino acids. Gene Ontology annotation, biological process: protein polyubiquitination. The transcript is spliced from 4 exons. Lineage: Eukaryota; Viridiplantae; Streptophyta; Magnoliopsida; Poales; Poaceae. Gene Ontology annotation, cellular component: nucleus. Gene Ontology annotation, molecular function: ubiquitin conjugating enzyme activity.